AUGGCUACUAUUACACUCGUCCCGCGGUGCCCGCUGAUUAAGCCCCACCAUCAGACUCGAGCCACCACAGCCUGCCCCAUCCUUCCACGCAUCCGAUCGCGAAUGCAGUCGUCUGCCGCGGCCGCGGAUUCCGCCGCCACCCAAGGCACGGACAGCUCGGUGACAGACACGCUAAUGCAGUACGUAGUGCUGCGGCGAGACCUAAUCGACUCGUGGCCGCUGGGGAGCUUGGUAACCCAGGGCUGCCAUGCCUCAGUCGCCGCCAUCUGGAAUAAUAAGGACGAUCCCGACACCCUACGCUACUGCUCCCCGUCAAAUCUCGAUUCUAUGCACAAGGUGACUCUUGAAGUAAAAGGCGAAGCUCAGAUACUAAACUUAUCGGAUAAGCUAAAAACCGACGGUAUUGCUCACAAGCUGUGGAUUGAACAACCUGAGAAUAUCCCGACAUGCCUUGCUACAAAACCUUACCCAAAAUCUGUUGUAUCAUUGUAUUUCAAAAAGCUUAAGCUCUGGUCGAUCCUACGCACCCGUACCAGUCCCAAAAUUCAUGCUGACGGAUGA
Striga hermonthica is the source of this 561-nucleotide messenger RNA. The record is from the annotation of a GenBank genome assembly. NCBI's taxonomy places the organism in Eukaryota, Viridiplantae, Streptophyta, Magnoliopsida, Lamiales, Orobanchaceae.